GGGGCAGAGGCAGGAGUCGCGAACGCCCGGCAGGCUAAUUGGCUUAAGACAUUCUGCAAGCGCUGGAAAAGGUCGUUGAAGGAGUUCGCUGCACACACACAAAAUAAUAAUCUUAAAAAAGAGUGCCGGGCAUGCGCACAGAGAGGAUGCCAUAUUGGAAGGAGGCUGUAGUGGGAGUCGGAGGACCGGGGCGGGCGCGCGAGGGAGGCGGCGGGCGGGGAGCGAGCGAGGCAGAGCGAGCGGGAGCCAGGCAGAGCGGGCGAGGGAGGCCGGCGUGCCCCCCGGCGGCGCCCGGGGCCUUGGUCCACGCCGAGGGGAGGACGAACUUCACCAGGUAAUUCUUCCUGCAGGAUGAAUUAAGAGAAGAGGAUCCUUACUCUUUAGGAAUGGAGAGCAGUCUGUCAGUUUCCAGGAUGCAAGACCCUUCAUCUUCACCCUUGGAAAAACAUCAGAGCUCAGCUAAUGGAAAUGGAGAUCUUGAUUCAGAAGAAGGUUCAAGCUUGGAGGAAAUCGGCUUUAACUGGGGAGAAUAUUUGGAAGAAACGGGUGCCAGUGCAGCUCCUCACACAUCGUUCAAGCAUGUUGAAAUCAGCAUUCAGAGCAACUUCCAGCCGGGGAUGAAGUUGGAGGUGGCGAAUAAGAACAACCCUGACACAUACUGGGUGGCCACUGUCAUUACCACCUGCGGGCAGCUGCUGCUCCUGCGCUACUGUGGCUAUGGGGAGGACCGCCGGGCCGACUUCUGGUGUGACGUGGUGAUCGCGGAUCUGCACCCCGUGGGGUGGUGCACGCAGAACAACAAAGUCUUGAUGCCCCCGGAUGCAAUCAAAGAGAAGUACACGGACUGGACAGAAUUUCUUAUUCGAGAUCUGACUAGUUCCCGGACGGCACCCGCCAACCUCCUAGAAGGACCUCUGCGAGGGAAAGGCCCUAUAGACCUCAUUACAGUUGAUUCCUUAAUAGAACUUCAGGAUUCUCAGAACCCUUUUCAGUACUGGAUAGUUAGUGUGAUUCAAAAUGUUGGAGGAAGAUUACGCCUUCGCUAUGUGGGAUUGGAGGACACUGAAUCCUAUGACCAGUGGUUGUUUUACUUGGAUUACAGACUUCGACCAGUUGGUUGGUGUCAAGAGAAUAAAUACAGAAUGGACCCACCUUCAGAAAUCUAUCCUUUGAAGAUGGCCUCUGAAUGGAAAUGUGCUCUGGAAAAAUCCAUUAUUGAUGCUGCCAAGUUUCCUCUUCCAAUGGAAGUCUUUAAGGAUCAUGCAGAUUUGCGAAGCCAUUUCUUCACAGUUGGGAUGAAGCUAGAGACAGUGAAUUUGAGCGAGCCCUUUCAUAUCUGUCCUGCGUCGGUGACCAAGGUUUUUAACAAUCAUUUUUUUCAAGUGACGAUUGAUGACCUAAGACCAGAACCUAGUAAACACUCGAUGCUGUGCCACGCGGAUUCUUUGGGGAUUUUACCAGUACAAUGGUGCCUUAAAAAUGGAGUCAACCUCACACCUCCCAAAGGUUUCUCUGGCCAGGACUUCGACUGGGCGGAUUAUCACAAGCAGCAUGGGACAGAAGAAGCGCCUCCCUUCUGCUUCAGAAAUACAUCCUUCAGUCGGGGUUUCACAAAGAACAUGAAGCUUGAAGCCGUGAACCCCAGGAAUCCAGGAGAACUCUGUGUGGCCUCUGUCGUCACUGUGAAGGGGAGGUUGAUGUGGCUUCGCCUGGAAGGCCUGCAGACUCCUGCUCCGGAGUUUAUUGUGGACGUUGAAUCCAUGGACAUCUUCCCAGUGGGCUGGUGUGAAGCGAAUUCCUACCCUUUGACCACACCACACAAAACAGUCUCACAAAAGAAGAGAAAGAUUGCAGUUGUGCAACCAGAAAAACAAUUGCCAUCCACAGUGCCUGUUGAGAAAAUACCUCACGACCUUUGUUUAUUUCCUCACCUGGACACCACAGGUACCGUCAACGGAAAGUACAGCUGUCCUCAGCUCUUCAUCAACCACAGGUGUUUCUCAGGCCCCUACCUGAACAAGGGGAGGAUCGCAGAGCUACCUCAGUCGGUGGGACCAGGCAAAUGUGUGCUGGUCCUUAAAGAGGUUCUUAGCAUGAUCAUCAAUGCCGCUUACAAGCCUGGAAGGGUCUUAAGGGAAUUACAGCUGGUGGAAGAUCCACACUGGAAUUUUCAGGAGGAGACGCUGAAGGCAAAGUACAGAGGCAAGACGUACAGGGCCGUGGCCAAGAUCGUUCGAACCUCUGACCAAGUCGCGGAUUUCUGCCGGCGAGUUUGUGCCAAGCUGGAAUGCUGUCCGAAUUUGUUCAGUCCUGUGCUGAUUUCUGAAAACUGCCCGGAGAACUGCUCCAUUUAUACCAAAACCAAGUACACCUAUUACUACGGAAAGAGAAAGAAGAUCAGUAAACCCCCAAUUGGGGAAAGCAGCAUUGAAAUCGGACACCCGAAACCAGCCAGACGGAGGAAACGGCGAAAAUCCAUUUUCGUGCAGAAGAAACGGAGGUCUUCUGCUGUGGACUUUGCAGCAGGCUCGGGGGAGGAAAGUGAAGAAGAGGAUGCAUAUGCCAUGGACGAUGACACUGGGAGUGAGGAAACCAGCUCUGAGCUCCGGGAUGACCAGACAGACACCUCUUCGGCCGAGGUCCCCUCCACCCGGCCCCGGAGGGCCGUCACCCUGAGGAGCAGCUCCGAGCCGGAGCGCCGGCCGCCCGUGGAGAGGGUGCGGAGGGGCCGGAGAGCACAGACCCCCUCCUGUGCCGAGGGCGGGGACAAGGGGACAGCAGCUGGCCAGGACGCGGCAGAGGAAAUAAAGCAGGAGGAGGAGGAGAGACUUGUUCUGGAGAGUAACCCGUUGGAGUGGACGGUCACCGACGUGGUGAGGUUCAUUAAACUGACCGACUGCGCCCCCUUGGCCAAGAUAUUUCAGGAACAGGACAUUGAUGGACAGGCACUCCUGUUGCUGACUCUUCCGACGGUGCAGGAGUGCAUGGAGCUGAAGCUGGGACCCGCCAUCAAGUUAUGCCAUCAGAUCGAGCGAGUGAAAGUGGCUUUCUACGCCCAGUAUGCCAACUGACUCCACCCUCGCUGGAGG
Ceratotherium simum simum (southern white rhinoceros) is the source of this 3089-nucleotide messenger RNA. It is a transcript of the gene SFMBT2, whose product is annotated as Scm like with four mbt domains 2. NCBI's taxonomy places the organism in Eukaryota, Metazoa, Chordata, Mammalia, Perissodactyla, Rhinocerotidae. Gene Ontology annotation, molecular function: transcription corepressor activity; chromatin binding; histone binding. The record is from RefSeq and is a predicted model, not a curated record. Gene Ontology annotation, cellular component: nucleus. Gene Ontology annotation, biological process: negative regulation of DNA-templated transcription.